CAAUAACAAAAUUACAAUCAGUAAAAUAAGUCAGUCAACAUAAACGAAACUCGUUGCAAAGUGUGUGAUUUUACUUUAAAAGUAAUAUUCAAGUGAAUUUAUUUUUUCCAAAUAAUAAAUAUGUCCGAAUCUCAUUUUGACGAAUACGAACAUUAUAAUUUUGAAAUUGAUAAGCAUAUACAUUCAGGCCAUAGUGGAAAACAACGUAGCAAAAAAGAAGCAAGUGAACAUACAAAUCAUUAUGAUCCAAGUGGACAUUCUAGAAAGAUUUUAACAAAAUUAAUGAAUACUGAACAUAACAAGAAAGUAGUGCCACCAGCAAAAAAUUAACCACCAGCAUAAUGAAAAGUGUGUGAAAAUUUAAAGACGAUUAUAUUUAUUACUCUUAUAUGGUAUUUGUGAUUUUUGGACAAUGAUGAUAAUAUUGUUUUUGUGUAAAUUAUCAAAUUGAUUUAUACCCUCAAGGUUAUUGAAAAUAUUAUUCGCAUUUAUUAUUUUAACACAGAUGUUCUCUCUGUCUAUUAUAUUGGUUUUCUAUAUAUACAAUAUACAUGCGCAUUCAAAUCAAGGUGAUAACAUCAACCCAGAGCGGACACCGUUACAGUUGUUGCCGAUGAAGGUUACUAUGGGUGCUUCGAGAAUAUUCAAUCUGUGAUACUUUAUUGGUCAACUGUUUUUGUGUUCCUUUAUUUCAUUAUAAAUAUAAUGAUUUGUUCAAAAGUCUGUGUUAAUU
Molecule: messenger RNA, 733 nt
Organism: Chrysoperla carnea
Lineage: Eukaryota; Metazoa; Arthropoda; Insecta; Neuroptera; Chrysopidae
Product: nuclear protein 1
Exons: 1
Coding region: 121-330 (69 amino acids)
Biological process (GO): regulation of transcription by RNA polymerase II; negative regulation of cell population proliferation; negative regulation of cell cycle
Cellular component (GO): nucleus
Source: RefSeq, a predicted model, not a curated record